Salpingoeca rosetta is the source of this 1999-nucleotide messenger RNA. RefSeq lists its product as uncharacterized. Bases 126 to 872 code for a protein of 248 amino acids. The transcript has 5 exons. NCBI's taxonomy places the organism in Eukaryota, Choanoflagellata, Craspedida, Salpingoecidae. Gene Ontology annotation, molecular function: S-adenosylmethionine-dependent methyltransferase activity. The record is from RefSeq and is a predicted model, not a curated record. Gene Ontology annotation, biological process: phosphatidylcholine biosynthetic process.
GUCCGUCCUUCCCAAACCACGGCGCCAAGCCACCAGCCAAAAACCAAAAAAAAAAAAAACUUUGGCUGGCUUGCUGGCUGGCACUGGACGCAGAACACACCGGAGACAGAACAAAAAGCGCGUGUAUGUGUCAGUGGGUGCACUUUGUUGUGUGCAUGUGCGAAGACGAAGCUGCCGCUGUUGCUGCCAGACUUGCUUCCUUGCUCUCCUUCCCACCCCAUCCUUUCUUCAACAAACGAACAACGACGAUGGACCUCAACCUCAACAACGUGCUUGACAAGACUGUCAACAAGGAGAACACACCCAUUGCCAUUGCGGCAGCCGGUGGUCUCAUCAUGCAAGUGCUCGUCUGGAACAUUGUUGCGCGCAAUGAGUACCACAACAAGACCCUCACACGCUUCUUCGGCUCGGCAGAACGCGCCAUUCGCUUCAACGCAUUCCUCGUCAUCUUCGGCGGCUUCCUCCGUGAUCGAUUGGUUGAGUACGCCAUGACACAGCACCCCACCAUGGAAGAGCUCGGCACAUUCGAGGCAAACGUCGCCGCCUUCAUCAUCUGGGCUGUCGGCAUGGUUCUCGUCGGUGGCUCCUUCUACCACCUCGGCUGGCGCAACACUUACAUGGGUGACUACUUUGGCUUCCUUCUCCCUGCACGAGUGACCUCCUUUCCCUUCAACGUGUGCGACCACCCCAUGUUCCUCGGCUCGUCGCUGCUGUACCUCGCCAAGGCCAUCUACUUCUUCCAGAGCCCAAUCGGCAUUGUCCUUGCCGCCUUCUCCUACGUCGUCUACAUUGUCUUUGGCUACUACGAGGAUGCAUACACGGCGAUGAUCUACGCCAAGAAGGCCGAGGAGGACAAGAAGAAGGGCAAGUAAAUCCUCCUCCCCCCCCCCUCACUCGCCACUCCCCACCACCUCCCAACUCUCAAACACCAAAAGGCCAGCGCCCAGCCCAAGGCUGCCCUUCUCUCCGCCACCCUGCCACGCACCCAAACUAUCAAGCACCACCAUCGCCUCGACCCGUCUCCUUCCUCCAUUGGCAGCGAUGGCGAGGGUGUACAUCCGUUGUGCAUUGUAGCUGCUGUCUGUCCACUGUCUGUGGUGGGAACGGUUUUGAUGUGUUACAGUUUCACGUCAACUCAACCAUCCAACAACUGCUACCACGAUGACCACCACUACCACUUUUUCGACAACUACCACCUUAACCACGACUACCGCCUUUACCACCGCUCCACCUUUACCACCACUCUACCCUCACCAGACCCCUGCUCUCAUCUCAACCUUGCGUGUUGUCUGUGUCCCGUUUUAUAACCAGCCUUGUUUCCCCAUUUGUUUGUAUCACCACGUACGCGUGUUUGCCAUUUUGUUGCGUUUCCCCCGCUGGCCGCACGUCUUCCACACAUAAUGUCGGCUCAAAUGAUGCACCCCACACGCCUUUGUGGUGUGUGUGUGUGUGUGUGUGUGUGUGUGUGUGUGUGUGUGUGUGUGUGUGUCAUCCACCUGUGUCCAUCCGUCAGUCCAUCCUGCUCCCACAUGUUUGUCUGUCACACUGAUUCGUUUUACGUUAGGAAGUUGCUCCCUGUUGCGUGCGUGUGCGUGUGUGUUUGACUCUUUGUUGUAUUGUGUGCGCGCGCGCAUGUGUGUCAGCUUGCGAGCGCGCUGCGUUGCACAUUGUGGCGUUCUCUUACCUUUUUUAGAAGCAACUGCAUUGUUCCGCCUUUUGUCUGUACCUGUGUGCGUGCGUGUGCAUGUGUGUGCAUUGCUUGUGGGUGGCGUGCGUGUAUCCCAGUGCGCCAUACCUUUGCCAUGUGUGCACGUGCGUGCGCGUGCGUUUGUGCCUGUCGCUUGCUUGUUCACAAGCCGUUUGCUUGUGCCCCUGCUUGUCUUUGCUGUCAACUUUUGUCGUUGAAGGCGUGCACACAUGUGCACGCGUUCUGUGUCCUGUCUCACGAAGAAACAGCCAAUCACUCCAAAACGCGCCAAAAAUACAUUUCACAGCGAAA